Paramecium tetraurelia is the source of this 765-nucleotide messenger RNA. RefSeq lists its product as uncharacterized. Lineage: Eukaryota; Ciliophora; Oligohymenophorea; Peniculida; Parameciidae. The record is from RefSeq and is a predicted model, not a curated record. The transcript is spliced from 3 exons.
AUGAAAACAUUAGAAGAUAAAAGAAUAAAAAUUUAAUAGAAUUAACAAGAUUAGGAAUCAUAAAUAGUUUAAUACAAUUCCUCAAAAAGAAGAAGAAAAAACAGAUAAAAAAUUGAAACAGAAGGUUCAUCAGAAGAUGAUGGUUUUAAUCGAUUAACUAAACUAAAAUCAAAAAAGAAUUUAACACCAACUUAUUUGAUAUAAAUUCUCGACUAUCUUAAAACAGACCCAUACGGAUUUUAAUCAAUAAGGAUAUUUACUUUAUGCGAAGAUGCAAUUUUAGAUGAAAAAUUAAUUAAUUCACCUUUGGUUCCAUAUUUAGUUGAAAUCAUCUAUGCAUUAACUAAAUACAAACAAUAAAUUCCUUUUAAACCUUUACCUUUACUCUUAAAAGCAUUUAGCCUUCAUUAAGAAUAUAUAAUUUUAUAAUACAUCUAAAUGUAUUUAUAAAAUAACAAGCAUGAAAAACAUUAGAUUGAUUAAUUUUGCAGAUAACAAUUUCAAAGUGAAGAUUAGAAUCUGUUAUAUGUAUUAUGCAAGAGUUUCAAAUAUGCCAACCUGUAAAUGUUGCUAUUUUUGUGUGAGACUAUUGGAAAUAAGGAUCUUGUUCAAGCAAUAAAGUUUUAUGGAGAGUUCAUAUUCGACACAAAUAUAGAAUAUCAAAAGGGAUAUAGAAGCACUAUUAAAAAAAUAUAAUAAAUAGCUGAAAUUGUGUUAAGUGGUCCUGAAUUCUAUUUUACGCAAGAAGAAGAUCUAGAAAUUUGA